AUGGACGACAUCAUUACACGAUGGGCCUCGGACCUGUCCAAGUACCAGAAGGACUUUAAGCACUACGCCAACCAGGUCGCCGAUUGGGACCUGGGCCUGGUCGACAACGGUGAGAAGAUUCAAAAGCUUUACCUCAACACCUUUGAGGCCGAGAAGGCGAGCCACGAGAUUGAGCGCCAGCUCCAAGCCGUCGAGAGCCAGCAGGAUGAGCUCGAAGACUGGCUGGACCGCUAUGAGGCCGACGUCAAGGAGAUGUUCUCCCGCCAGAUGGGACAGGGUGAGACCCUUGCCGGACCCGACCAGGAGCGCGAGCGGACAUACAAGCUCGCCGAGAAGCUCACGCAGAAUCUCGACGAGAAGAGCAGAGACCUGUCCAAGAUGGUCAAGGAGAUCAACGAUAUUUCCGGUACUCUUAGCAAGGGCACCAAGCCUGAAGAUCCCUUGAGCCAGAUCGUUCGCGUUCUCAACGGCCACCUCGGCCAGCUCCAGUGGAUCGACUCCAACGCCGCAUCUCUGCAGGCCAAGGUCUCAUCCGCGCAGAAGGCGAACAAAAACCUUGGCAGCCAGUACGGAGCGCCGGAGAACGACGCCGCGGAGAGCUUUUACAGAUCUUACAUGGGCCGGCGUUGA
Molecule: messenger RNA, 630 nt
Organism: Colletotrichum phormii
Lineage: Eukaryota; Fungi; Ascomycota; Sordariomycetes; Glomerellales; Glomerellaceae
Product: Nsp1-like C-terminal region-domain-containing protein
Exons: 2
Coding region: 1-630 (209 amino acids)
Biological process (GO): RNA export from nucleus; protein import into nucleus
Cellular component (GO): nuclear pore central transport channel; nuclear pore
Molecular function (GO): structural constituent of nuclear pore; phospholipid binding
Source: RefSeq, a predicted model, not a curated record